Messenger RNA from Didymosphaeria variabile, 1071 nucleotides. RefSeq lists its product as uncharacterized. The coding region runs from base 1 to 1071 and encodes 356 amino acids. The transcript has a single exon. Lineage: Eukaryota; Fungi; Ascomycota; Dothideomycetes; Pleosporales; Didymosphaeriaceae. The record is from RefSeq and is a predicted model, not a curated record.
AUGGGGAUUCUCGAUCCAUCUCCUCAUGACAAUACCAGAACGGCAGGCUUCGUGCGAGCUUUCAGACACAGAUGGAUUGCGCCACCACAGUCUACCACCGAAUCUUUUGAAGGUCGAAAUGUCAUCGUCACUGGCGCAUCGUCAGGCAUUGGGCGGGAAGCCGCCGCUAAAUUCGCCGCUCUCGGGGCUUCCAAGGUGAUAUUGGCUGCCCGAGAUGUGAAGAAGGGCGAGGCGGCCAAGGCCGACAUCUGUGCUCGCAUUGGGAAGCAGGACCUGCUGGACGUGUGGGAGCUGGACCUGAAUUCGUACGAGAGCAUCAUCGCCUUUACCAGCAAAGCCAACGAACUGGAUCAUCUGGACGUCGUCAUACUCAAUGCUGGUGUUCAUAGAGGCGAAUUCGAAACCACCCGAUAUGGCUGGGAGGAGGAUCUUCAGGUCAACUCGCUAUCAUCCACCUUACUCGCCGUUCUACUCUUGCCCAAGCUGAAAGCAUCGCGCCGCUCCUCAACGAAGAUCCCAGUCCUCGAGUUCGUCAAUUCUGGGGCCCACCAGUUCGCGGUCGUAAGUAAAGAGGCUCAACGGCAGGCCAGCAUCCUCGAGUCUUACAACAAGCCCGAGCAGUUUAACGCCUGGCGUCAGUAUGGUGCCACCAAGCUUUUCCAAAUGUAUGCGAUGACUCUACUGGCCGAUCAGGUGUCUUCUGGAGAUGCCAUCAUAACUUCAGUCUGUCCAGGACCGGUCACAACUGAUAUCGGCCGAGACUAUUCCUCCCGAUAUCCGACCAUCUCGGCUAUCUUGGUCUUCAUCCUAGGAUACCUUUUCUUUCACACAUCCACAAUCGGCGCCAAUUCGAUACUGAGCGGGACGACCCAAGGCGAGGCAUUGCAUGGCAGGUUCUGGAAGUACGAUAACGUCAUGCCUGUUGCACCGACUUUGAAGGGCGAGGAUAACAAGAAGUUGAGAUUACGAGUCUGGAAAGAGAUGUUGCAGGCUCUGGAGAAGGAUGGUGUCCGUUUGGAGGAUUCACUCAAAGCUAUACCGGCCGCAGAAGCAGGUCCAAGGAAGCCAUGA